GCAUGUAAGUGGUUGUACCUCGCAGUCCAUAGAAAUUUGGUAAACAAAGUUAGAGUUGGACGCCGUUUUACUGAUAUUUCUUUAUUUAUAAUUAUUAUAUUUGCUAAAUUUAGUUUCUAGAAAUGCAAUCAGAAGUAAUGAAUUUAAAAAAUAUCAUUAAGUUAUGCACAAUAUCUUUUUUUCUAAAGGCGAUUGUUCUUAAUUUUGCUGAAUGCAAAAAUGAUUUUCAGUUUGUAACUUGUGGAUCAGUUUUAAAAUUAUUUAAUCAGCGACAAGGUGUUCGUCUUCAUUCUCAUGAUGUUAAGUAUGGUGGUGGCGGUAGCAGUGGUCAACAGUCUGUUACAGGAUCAACAUCAUCUGAUGAUCAUAAUAGUUACUGGCAUAUUCGCGGAAAGCAUAAAGAAAGUUGUGAACGAGGGCGAGUUAUAAAAUGUGGAGAUACAAUACGUUUGCAACAUUUAGCAACAAAGAGAAAUUUGCAUAGUCACUUAUUUCAGAGUCCAAUAUCGCAUAAUCAAGAAGUAAGUGCAUUUGGAGAAGAUGGCAAUGGAGAUACUGGUGAUAACUGGGAAGUAAAAUGUAGUGGAAAAAAUUGGAGUCGUAAUGAAAAAGUUCGUUUUAAACAUAUUGAUACUGGAAGUUUUUUGCAUGCUUCUGCCGAACAAUAUGGUCGACCGAUUUCUGGACAGCAUGAAAUAUGUGCAUACCGAUAUGAAGAUCCUAGCAAUCAAUGGAUUGCUCAGGAAGGAAUCUACUUAAAAGAGAGAUUGUAGUUAAAGAACUUUGUAAACUUUGUAAAACUUAUUUCAUUUUUA
Messenger RNA from Hydra vulgaris (swiftwater hydra), 815 nucleotides. Its product is annotated as stromal cell-derived factor 2. Lineage: Eukaryota; Metazoa; Cnidaria; Hydrozoa; Anthoathecata; Hydridae. The record is from RefSeq and is a predicted model, not a curated record.